Molecule: messenger RNA, 5779 nt
Organism: Drosophila mojavensis
Lineage: Eukaryota; Metazoa; Arthropoda; Insecta; Diptera; Drosophilidae
Gene: Nup188
Product: nucleoporin Nup188
Exons: 8
Coding region: 67-5655 (1862 amino acids)
Biological process (GO): protein import into nucleus; RNA export from nucleus
Cellular component (GO): nuclear pore inner ring
Molecular function (GO): structural constituent of nuclear pore
Source: RefSeq, a predicted model, not a curated record
UGUUGAAUUGUUACAUUUGCCUGUGAAUAGAGUUAAUCAAAAAUUAAAUACAAAAACUGAUCGAAAAUGCCCGCCGUCGAAAAGUAUGUUAUAUACGAUUGGAAGCGCCUCUGGCAAAUGGUGUCCGGCAUCCACUAUGAAACACCCAAAGGCACAGUGCGCGAAGAGCUAUUGAAUGUCUGCUCGGAGCUGCAGGCAGGCGUCCUGCAGUUCAAGCCCAAGAGCGCCUCCAAUGUGGAGCUCUGCACGCUGCUCAAAGAAAAGAAACAGGAGAAACUGUUGCCCUUCACAGAACGUCUGCAGGAGCUGCUCAACCUGGAGUCCGCGCAAUGCUGGGAGAUACUAUGCUACUAUCUGACCAAAGAGUAUCGCGGCUCUGCCAGUCUGCUCACACAACUCAUCUCCACAGAGACGAACAUGACCAAGCUGUUGGAUGACAUUCGUCACUAUUAUUCCCUGGAGCGCAUGAUUGUGCUGAAGAUUGUGAAGAAUCUGCUUGUCUUUUACCACGUACCCAAUCAUCCGUACCAUGCAGAGUAUAGGGAAGUUGUGGACAAGAUCACACUGGAACGCUUGCUCGAGUCCUACCUCAACCAGCUGGAUAGCUUGAUCAAUGAGCUGCCGCCACGCAAGCUGCUGGCAGGCGAGAGUUUCCACUGCACGGAUCGCCUGACCAACUGGUCGGAGCGCAACGCACGCGAGACCAACGAAGUGCUGCACAUUCUGCUGCUGAUCAGCGAACACAGAAGUUUUAGUUUUAGCCAAAUCACGCGACUCUUUUCCACCAUCAAGCAGCAUUCCUUUGGUCGCCUACAGAGCUAUCUCAACGAGUCAAAUCCCUAUCACAAAGAACUGAUCAAAACUUUAACCUACUCGGAGCUGAUGCUGCUGCUCAAGUGCCUGGACAGUGACAACGGAGAGCUAAUCCAACAACUUAUUGCGGAGCUCCAUGUGGAGAUAUCCAGCAUGCAUCAUCGGCCAGAGCACGGCCCACUGCUGCUCGUCUGGAUGCUGUUGCGCCUGCGCGGCACAAACGAUGCCGAUGAUGCUUCCAGUCUGCUGCGCUGCCGCCAGCUGGGCAAGCGAGCUGUCGAGCUCAAGUGCUUCGAGCUGCUGCACAGCAUUGCUACACACACAAUGUUCUCCGACGACAGCCUGCUCUCCCGCAUCGUGAGGAAGACCAUCUACAAUCAACUGUGCUACAUGUGCGACCUGUUCGAUGGCGACGGCAGCUGCGCCCGCUAUGAUGGUAUCUUUGCGCUGCUGUGUGAGCUGCUCUCCUUUCCCCAACUGGCCAAGGACUUCUGCAAUCGUAAAGAGGAUGGCGUGCGCUCCUUGUAUAAUACUCUGCUCGAGAACUUUCCUCUGCAGUUCAUAGACUUGGCCAACGUGGCCUAUGCCUUAACCAAGGCCGGCCAAGGCAACUAUAUCAAAGCUCAGAUGGAGUCGCUGCCCAUGCUGGCGCUGCUGUAUGACGAGCAGGCGCACAAGCUCAGGGAGUUGGAAACGAAUGAGUAUGAGCUCACCAGCCCUCUGCAGGCCUUUCCCGGCAUCGAUUUCACGCUGCCCAUUGGCACCAGCUGCACCGCUGUGCAGCAUGCGAACGGCUUCUACAUGCACUUUCGCUGCCAGGUGAACUUCUUCAAUGCACUGCAUCACGAGAUUAAUUGCCUGCUGCGCGAGAAGGCGCAGCUGCACGGUGACUUCGAAUCGAAUGAGCGCGUUUUACGUGUCGAGGCAGGGCUGAGGUAUCUAGAGCUUACGCUGCAGCGCAUCAAAUCCAUAGCAGCCAUCAGCCCUGAGAUGGUGCAUCCCACAGAGAUGUGCAUCGAUUUGCUGAGCAAAUUCAGGAGCGUGCAGUGCCCGCCUGCUCGCCUCUUAUCCAUUUGCCUAAAUGUGUGCACUGCGCUGUUGCCGCUCGUGGAUGAGGAGAUCUUCAUGCGUGUCAGCCAUUUGGAUAUACUGCCCAAAACGGGCAGUCAAUCGCUGCAGGACUACAAGCUCUGUGCGAGCGCAGUUUACUUCGAGUCGCGCUUCCUGGGCGCUAUCAUCGACAAUGUGGAGAAGAAGCAGGAGCGCUACGAUUUCCUCUUGGCCUAUCUGCACUUUCUGCGCACCUAUACGAAGCUCAAGCGGCAGCGCUAUCUGCAAGUGGAAAUACCCGGCUUGGUCUUUCUGCUGCGCGACGUGUUUCCCCACUUGCACACCUGGCACUUCAACUCGCAGCUGGACAAGAACAAGAUCUACUUCGAAGUGCUCAGCUUCAUAUGCGAUCUCUUUGAUAUCAUGGGCAGCAGCAACGAGGUGAAGUGCGAGAAGCGACAGCUGCUGCUCAAUGUGUGCGUUUACUCGCUGCUUAAUCUGGACAAUGGACUAAUACUUCUGAAAUUUGUGGGCGUUGGCAACGCCUUUGUCCAAUACACCAUGGAACUGGAGACGAACUGGAUGCAGCAGCAGCCGCAUGGACUCAUGAUGCUCGUGCGUCUCUCUAUGCGCAUAUUGAUGCAGGUGCUCUGCCUGAAGAGCCACGUCUACGGCACGGGCGCGCUGUCGCCACUGGAGGCGCUCAUCUAUACGCAGCCCAAGCAGCGGGACACGUUGCGCAUCAUACCCACUGUGUGCAGCUACAUGAGCAACAUAUUUGAUCGCUGGCUGCCCAUCGUGUCCUGUCGACUGUUGAAGCGCAUUGCGCUGGAGUUCAAUAUGUCGCUGUUGGCCUGCCUGGACAUGGAGGCAGAUCAGAUCAGACUCACGUUCAUGCAGAAGAUGCCCGAUCAGCUGGAGAGCGAUUCGAUUAAGAUAGCCAUACUGGAGCUAGUGGAUGCCUGCAUAGCCAAGCAGCCAGGUGUGACAGAGGCCUUCUUCAAGGUCAACUAUGCGAAUGAUAAGCGCUCGUUCUUCGGCAAGGAGUGCACGCCCAGCAUUGGGGACAGCAUUGUCACCUACAUGAAGGAGUUUCUCGAUGGCCUCGAGGAGGUGCCGCUGAUCAUACAGCAGACGUUGCCCUGCAAGGUAUUGAACAUCUUUCAUUCGCUGUGGAAGCACAAUCUGAAGAUGCUCGUGGAUGAGCUGCUCAAGCAGCCUCACUUCUGGAGGAAGCUUUGCAGUCCGCUCUUGACCAAACCCACCAGCCAGCCCCAAAUGAGAGUCUACACGCAGCUGAUAAACAUUAUCUCCAUCGAGAUCUACAGCACCGGCAGCAAAAAAAAGACCGACCUACGCGAAGUGAUGCAGAAGUUCUUCGAGCUCGACUGCUUCCAGCAGUGGCUCGACUAUAUCUUCAAUUUGCCCAAGGUUCCGGCUAAGCAGAGCUGCAACGAGGAGCUGCCCGACUGGAUAUGCUGUUUGCAAUCGUUUAAGGACUUAAUUGUCAUAUUGCUGAAGAAGCAGCCCACGUUCAUCACGAUACCCGAUGCCCAGUUCAAGCUGCUGGCCAAGAAGUGCCUGACAACGCUUGUGGACCGUGCCAACUACUUGGAGGACAUGCGUCCCUUCAUCAUGCUGGCCGAGCUGUACAUAUUCAUACUGCUGCAGUUCAAGCAGUCCUACACGAGCAGCAGCGAGGAGGAGAAGGAGCUCAUGGAGCAGCUGGAGCAACUAAUCCUACGCAUCUGCGCCUGCUACGAGGACUUGCAUGUGCGCGCCAAGGAAGCGUGCCUGGCCAUCAUAACCAAGUGUGCGCACCUAUAUGCAAAUCUCCUGAUCAAAGAAUCUAGUAUAUCGAUGCGCUUUCUCAACUCUGUGGUCACCAUCAUUUCAAGGGAGCUGCUCGAUAUGGAGAAACCACAGGCGCCACUGAAGCCGCCACUGAAAGCACCGCCGCAGGAAGCCAACGAUGGCACCGUAACCACAAAUUCGCUCCUCUUGUGCCUUAAUCUCCUGAAGACAGUUGCGACCAUCUUUACUAUGGAUGGACCCGGUAACUGGGAUUUGCCGUUCUUGUCGGUGCGUCUCUUCCAGCGUCUGCUGCACAGCGUCUCGCACACGCUGCCCGUCCAUAACAAGCGUACGCUUAGCAUCCAGCUGCUGGACGUGCUGAUCGUGUUCGCCAAGAGCAGCUGCUCCACAGAGUUUCUGCACUGCGACAUGGGCGAGCAUCUGUGGCUGAAGCUGCUGCCGCCACGCGAACUGCUUCAUGCGAAACUCUCAUUCAAAAAGCCCACAAAGGACAACGUCUGGACUAUGGAGCAGUGGUGGCCCAUCUACUCGCGUGGCAUUGAGCUGGUCAACAUCAUCUACGACAAGCACAAGAAGUGUUUCCUGAAGGAAGUCAUUCAAUUCGUGGGCAUACAUGAGGUUUAUCUGGUGGACUCCCUGCUGCUGGGCAAACAGUCCCUGGAGCCCGCGGCCAUGAAGUUAAUCAAGGCGGCCAUCUCCCUAGUGGCCAGCUUAACGAAGGAUCACAAGGAAUGGGCGCAGGAGAACUGCUCAUCCAUGCUCAACAUUAUGAAUGCAGUCCAGGGUCUGAUGUGCCACGCCAUGUCCAUGUUUCAUCAGCAGCGCAACUUGAAGUGCUUGCUCGCCGGCAGACGCUCGCAGCUGGAGAUGUUGCGCAACAUGGAAUCGAUUACCAUCGAUGAUAAUAUGAUCAAUGCUUGCAAUGAUCUGACUGACAUCAUUAUAUUCUGUGUUAAGGCAAUGCAAAAGUUUAGUCCCGAUCUGUUGGACAUCCUUUGCUGCAGCUACUAUGAGCCGCACAAGUGGCAGCCGUUGCUGGACGUUAAAUUUGGGGCGCCUAAGCUGAAUGAGAGCAGCUUAACUCUCACCUUUGGCAUGGUGCUCAACAUGGUGACCAUCUACGUAAAGGCAUUAACUAUGCAAAAUCACGGCUUCCACGAGGUGCCGCUUAAUACGCUGCCCAGUGUGGAGAUUGGCGAGGCGACAGGCCGCAUGGCCUCGGGUGAGACGUCUCACGGCCAGCGCAGCUUCUCGCACUCUGUGUCCACUGCCGGCUGUCCGUCGAGCGAAUUGCUCUCCAAUUUGGACGGCCAGCUCUGUCUGGUGGCGCUGGAGCAUUUGCUCAUGCUGGUGGCCUCGCAGAGCAUCUAUGUGAUACGCUCGCCGGAACUGGAGCCGCGCUGGAAGCAAAUUGUACGACGCGACAUCAGCAGCGACCUGCUCAGCUUUCAUGAGUUUGUGCGUCGCAAGGUGAUCGUGGACUAUCGGGAUGCACGCUGUCAGUGGGUGCGACGCAAGCACGGAUUGCUGAAGUUUAGGCCACAGAAUGUGGGCCGAAGUCCGGCUAUUGCCUCCGGCAGUCAGCGCGGCAACGAGGUGGCACGCCGCAGCACCACCGCCAACGAGCUGCGCGUAAAUGUGGUACGGCGUCUGCACUUGCAGCAGCAUGCCCAACCACUGCAGCCACAGUCUGGCAGCUUGGAGAUGACUCGCAUGCUAAGCCCCAUUGCAGCGCCUCAUUCAGGUGGUCGCCAUCAGAUGGCAGCAUCUACGCCGCAGGACUCAACAGAUGUUAGCGAAGCCCAACAUGAGAACAGAAAACGCUUGUAUGCGGCAGAGUCAAUGGCGCUUGAGGUGCAGUACUUGCCCCCGCCCACGGAGCCCAUCUAUUGCGAAUUGUCCCAGGUGCAGCUUGUCGAAGAGGAUUAUCUCCAGCUGAUGUCUGCGCUGUUUAGUGUUAUACCACAAACCGAAUAGGAUUCUAGCGUAAGCUAAAAUAGGAAUAUAAUUUAGCUUAAGCUUGUAUUUUCAUGUGAAAUCAUUAGGAAGUUUGUAUGUAGAUUGUAUACAUGUUUAAAUAAAGAAUAAACAAUUUGAAACU